AUGCAAAAGUCCAUGGACAAGAUGGUGAGCAAGAUCAAAAGUUUGGAGAAGAAGGUUUCUGGUUCUUCAAGCAAGAAGAAGAAGUCCAAGGCCCCCACAUUCCCUAGGAGUAGAUCACUUCUCACCACUCCAAGGAGGCUCCCUGCCCAAGAGCCUCACAGAGCCUCUUCUUUCGAGCCAAGGGAAGGAGAAGACAACACGCAGAGAAGGAGGAAGACUUCCAAGGCCAGACGCUCCAGCUCGACCACCGGACUCGAUCGAGUCCAAACAGAGGAAACUCAACUCGAUCGAGCUGAGGGUCGAGUUGACCUGGAGGAGCCCCAGUUCGAGGAUCCGGGAUUUGAAUACGAUCCCAUGCCUUACCAGGAGCCUCCCCGGAGUAGAUGGAACCCCUAUGGACAGUACGAGCUACCAAUGCUCCACCAAGGCCAAGGAAGCCACACACUUUGA
Microthlaspi erraticum is the source of this 450-nucleotide messenger RNA. The record is from the annotation of a GenBank genome assembly. Lineage: Eukaryota; Viridiplantae; Streptophyta; Magnoliopsida; Brassicales; Brassicaceae.